Sciurus carolinensis (gray squirrel) is the source of this 2353-nucleotide messenger RNA. Its product is annotated as zinc finger protein 334-like. The record is from RefSeq and is a predicted model, not a curated record. Gene Ontology annotation, biological process: regulation of transcription by RNA polymerase II. Gene Ontology annotation, molecular function: DNA-binding transcription activator activity, RNA polymerase II-specific; RNA polymerase II cis-regulatory region sequence-specific DNA binding. Gene Ontology annotation, cellular component: nucleus. NCBI's taxonomy places the organism in Eukaryota, Metazoa, Chordata, Mammalia, Rodentia, Sciuridae.
UCACUGGAGGAUCUGCGAGGUCUUGGUUGGAGGGACGGACGGGGAACUGGCCAUUACUAGGGAAAUGGUUUCUCUAUCACUUCCUAAACUCAUCCAUGCCAUUCCCUGUGAUCUCCACUGCUUGUUUAUUCUGAGCUGCUCAAACCAUGACCAUCACCACUCCUGGGAUUUAUUGAAUUUUCCCUGUAUAGAAUCACACAGUGGAGCUCUGCUUUCACCAUUCUUGGCCCUUUCUCAAGAGCACCUGAAAAUGAAUAAGCCCCAGAGGUCAGUUUCAUUCAAGGACCUGACUGUGAACUUCACCCAUGAAGAGUGGCAACAGCUGGACUCUGACCAGCGGCUCCUGUACAGGGAUGUGAUGUUGGAGAAGUACAGCAACCUCAUCUCAGUGGGGUUUCAUGUUAGCAAACCAGAUGUGAUCUUCAAAUUGGAGCAAGGAGAAGAACCAUGGAUAGUGGAGGAAAUCUCAAAGGAGAGCUACACAGAAGAUGAUGAUGCCUCAGAGAAGGACAAGGAAAUUCAAGACAAACAUUUAAGACAAAAUGCAUCCUUCAACAGCAAAACACUCAUUACAGAAAGAAUGAAUGCAUUUGGAAAAACGUAUACUCUUGGCAUGAAUCUUGUUCCCUCAAGAAAAAUACCCUACAAAUGUGAUCCAGGUGGAAACAGUUUGAAAACUAAUUCAGAAGUAAUUGUGGCAAAGAAAAGUGAAGAAAAUGAAAAGGUUCCUGAUGAACACAGUGGAUGUCAGAAGGCCCUACUUCAUGCUAAGCAUGUGAAAAGUCAUUCUGGAGUGAAAAAAUGCAACUAUAAUCAAGCAAUAGAAGCUGGCAGUCAAGAGGAAGAUCUUAUUUUGCACCAGAACAUUCAGACUUUGAAACAACCUUUUGACCAUAAUAAAUGUGGGAAACCCUUCUUCAGCAGGGUAUUCCUGUGUGCCCAGAAGAGGGAAUGUGCUGAAAAGAAGCUAAAUGAAUGUGACGAAUGCAGGAAGACCUUUUCUAAGAGGUCCACCCUCAUUGUCCAUCAGAGAAUUCACACAGGAGAGAGACCUUAUGUUUGUGACGAUUGUAGGAAAACCUUCCAUGUGAAGACCAGCCUCACUCGAUACCAAAGAAUUCAUACUGGAGAGAGACCCUAUGAAUGCAGCGAAUGUGGGAAAGCCUUCAUUGACAAAUCUGCCCUCAUUGUACAUCAGAAAAUUCACAGAGGGGAGAAAUCCUAUGAGUGUAAUGAAUGUGGAAAGACCUUUUUUCGGAAGUCAGCCCUCGCUGAGCAUUUCAGGUCACACACGGGAGAGAAACCUUAUAAAUGCGAGGAAUGUGGGAAUGCCUUUGGCAAGAAGUCUUACCUCAUGGUACAUCAAAGAACUCACAGAGGAGAGAAGCCAAACGAGUGUAAGGAAUGUGGGAAAACCUUCUUCUGUCAGUCAGCGCUCACUGCACAUCAGAGAAUUCACACGGGAGAAAAACCCUAUGAAUGUAGUGAAUGUGAGAAAACCUUCUUCUGCCAGUCAGCCCUCAACGUGCAUCGAAGAAGUCACACAGGGGAGAAGCCCUAUGAAUGCAGUCAGUGUGGAAAAUUUUUAUGCACUAAAUCAGCCCUCAUGGCCCAUCAGGUAAUUCACAGAGGAAAGAAGUCUUAUGAAUGCAAUGAAUGUGGCAAGUUUCUCUGCCAUAAAUCAACACUCACUAUACAUCAGAGAACCCACACAGGAGAAAAGCAGGAUGUGUUUAAUAAAUGCAGUGGAACAUCCGUGGUGAAGCCAAACUGCAGUGAAUAUAAGAGAAUGGACACAAAGGAGAAUCUGUUUGAGUGUCAUGAACACGGGCGUGCAGCCAGCAGAAGCUCACGCCUCUUUGCACAUCAGAGGACCAUGUGGGAGAGACCCUAUGCAUGUAGUGAGUGUGGGAGGACCUACUGCAGGAAGUCAGCGCUCACUCACCAUCAGAGAACCCACUUGGCGGAGAGACCCUAUGAGUGUAAUGAGUGUGGGAAAACCUUCUGCCAGAAGUUCUCCUUCACUGAACAUCAGCGAACUCACACUGGGGAGAAACCAUAUGAAUGUAGUGAAUGUGGGAAAUCCUUCUGCCAUAAGUCUGCCUUCAGAGUACACCAGAGAAUUCACAUGGGAGAAAAACCAUAUGAAUGUAAUGAGUGUGGGAAAACCUACCGUUGGCUCUGGACUCUCACUGAGCAUCAGAAAAUACACACAGGAGAAAAACCCUAUGAAUGUAACACAUGUGAGAAGACAUUCCGCCACAAAUCAAAUUUCCUUUUACAUAAGAAAACUCACAAGGAAAAAGUUCAGCAAGGCAACACAUCAAAUGAUUACAUAAAGCUAGAACUCUGA